AUGACGAGCUGUGACCUCGUCCAAUCAGCUUCUGAGACGAGGCGCUGGGAUUUCCAUAUCUCCAUAUCUCCAGCUCUCCAGCUCUCCAGCUCUCCAGGUUUCCAGGUCUCCAGGUCUCCAGGUCUCCAGGUCUCCAGGUUUCCAGGUCUCCAGGUCUCAAGCUCUCCAGGUCUCCAGGUCUCAAGCUCUCCAGGUCUCCAGUGUCCAGCUCCAGAGGCGCUGGUUGGGACCCGGGUGAGUCCGACACCAUCAGAGCCUCAGAGAGGGGAGGCACCUGCCCACCAGGGGGCCCCUGAGAACCUGUCCACCGAUCUGAGCUCCAGCAGCGACGGAGGGGACAUGUCCUGCUGCGACCUCCUGUCUCUGGGCAGCGAGACGACCAGGAAGAGUGAAGACGACGACACAAGGAGUGUGACAGCCUCCUCCGUCACAUCUCUGUUCCACAGGGUGCAGCUGGACCCUCUGGAGAAGGCCUGGUUGAGGAGCUCGGCUCUGGGGAACACGGCGGCUCAGCGGCAGCUUCUCGCUCAGGAGCCCGGCCUCGUGCUGAAGAAGGACUUCAUCACAGUGAGUAGAUCUUCUUCUCUUCACCAUGAACAGUUUGUUACAAACUGACCCGAAGUAACAACGAGUCCGUCACCGCGAUGAAGAUCUGCCUCCUCGUGUUCAUCAGCUCCGUGCUCAGACAUCAGAGCAGCAAGUCAGUGACCUGCUGGUUGAGAUGAGCAGAGGAGACGGGGGGGUAUCGAUCCUAUUAGUUUAAAUCUGAAGCUGCAGACAGACGCUGAAGAUGACGAAGAUGACGAAGAGAUAUCCCAUCAGGCAAUGGGGCAGAUAAACCAUAACAGGACACUUAAUAAUAAGACUUUACACCUAAAGUAAAAACAGCUUCCUGUUUAAAACCAUCACCUCCUUGUGUUUGUUUGAGGUCACUGUGACCUUUGACCUCAGGGUGACAACAGUGCGGUCAUGGAGGCGUCUGAAAUCAACCUUUUAUCAAAUCAUAACAUGGAUGAGAAUCAUGAAGUGAUGUGAACAGAAUUUUAGAUGUUUGCAUGAUGUCAAAGUUUCCACACGUGUGUUUUGAUGUUGUUGACGUGUUCACAUGUUCGUCCUCUUCUGGCUCCUCCUCCUGGUGACGUCCUGUGUGACCUCAUCACACAUGA
This is a messenger RNA of Platichthys flesus (European flounder), 1166 nucleotides long. Its product is annotated as ankyrin repeat domain-containing protein SOWAHC-like. The record is from RefSeq and is a predicted model, not a curated record. NCBI's taxonomy places the organism in Eukaryota, Metazoa, Chordata, Actinopteri, Pleuronectiformes, Pleuronectidae. The transcript has 6 exons. The coding region runs from base 1 to 615 and encodes 204 amino acids.